AGGCUCCAUGGAACAUAUGCGUAAAAUGACUAGUUCAGUGGGGGCAGGGUCCAGGCUAAAUAGCCUAAUGAAUAACAAUAUGUAUAUAUUUAUAGAAUAUAGAAUGUGUAACCAAUUAACAAUUUUGGCAAAGAAUGUACCAUUUUUGGAUGGUUUCCAACACUUGGCGACGUGGGAUCCGUCAGUUCUCUGCGUUUCUCUGCGGUUGUUAAAGUGUAUUUCCGAGGUCGGCUGUAGACCCGGCCCUCUGUAUAUCACUGUAUUGACGUGUUGUUAGCAAAUGGGAGCAGAACGUCCGAUCCUUCGCACGAGGGGGUCAUUCUGACUACAGGGCCGAUCCUUCGCACGAGGGGGUCAUUCUGACUACAGUUGCCACUUGUUGCUAAACCCUUCAGGGCUUCAAUACUCGACCACCGCAAAUACAUUGAUAGCCUACACUUUAAUCCUACACGUGAAUCUAUUCUCUCCAAUAGAGACGCGGAUCUCGAUGUUGAAUCAAGAUUCAGGAAUACUCCCACAACUAACAUUGAAAGGAGAUACUUUGUCAACUGUUUGAUAUUUCGGUCUAAUCUGACGGGCGAAGCAUGGUUGACAAUACCAGUAUAGCAACUAAAUCUGCUUUGCAAGCAGCGUUCUCCUCGCCCAACAACCUCCCCCUGCUCGUCUCCUCUGCCUCCACACACAGCCACUUCCCCGGCUCACACUCACAGUCCCAACAGCCCAGCAGCGGAGGCAUGAAGCUAGAGGCGGUCAUGGAAAACCUCCAAAGACAGCAGGCUGCCCGCCUGGCGUUAGAAGAGAAGCUUCGUCAGGCAGAGAAAGAGAAGGAUCUCCGCUCCAUGGUCGAGUCCCAGAUACACCAACAAGCCCUCGCUUUCCACCACUACCAGGCAGCGGUCCGGGGCGCUUUCGCCGCGGGAGUAGCGAACUCUUCUCCCAGCUUGGCGAGAUCCGCUGAACCGGGACUGGCUGUCCAUCACAGUUUCGACGCCCGCAGGCACUCAGAGAGAGCCGACGACUCCGAUAUGGAUGAUGAUCCAGAGGGGAUGGACCGAUGCAUGAAUGAUGACGACCGGAAUCUGGAUGGAGAUGACAUGGACAACGAAGGAGUCGUGGAUGAUGAGGAUGAAGAGGACAUGGAGGGGGCUCUCAGCCACUACCAGCCCCACCACCCCAUGCGCCCCGGUGCGGGACACUCUCCGAAGGGCACCCCGGUGCAGUUCAUGUCUAUAAUUCCCCCCUCCUUCGUUGCGCCCCGGCAGUUGGAAUCCCCGGGCGGGAUGGCACCACAGUCUCAGAACCAUGAAUGGACUUACGAGGAGCAAUUCAAACAGUCAGGACAAGGCAGUGCACCAGAGAGGAAGCUGGGAAAUUCAAGUGUCGGUAUCGGUGGCGGCUCCUCGUCUCUGAUUCAGGAGUUGUACGAGUUGGAUAACGAUGACAAGAGGAAAGAGUUUCUUGAUGACCUCUUCAGUUUUAUGCAGAAGAGAGGGACUCCAGUGAAUCGUAUUCCUAUCAUGGCCAAGCAGGUGUUGGAUCUGUACACGCUCUACAAGCUGGUCACAGAAAAAGGCGGCUUAGUGGAGGUCAUCAAUAAGAAAAUAUGGCGUGAGAUCACCAAAGGCCUCAACCUCCCUACCUCCAUCACCAGCGCAGCGUUCACCCUGCGAACACAGUAUAUGAAGUACCUCUACCCUUACGAAUGUGAAAAGAGGGGCCUGAGCUCCCCCGGAGAGCUCCAGGCAGCUAUCGACAGUAACCGCCGCGAGGGACGUCGUCAGAGCUACGGGUCGGCCAUCUUUAACUACUCUCCAAUGGGGACAUCCUCCAUCGUCUCCUCCUCCAAGAUGAACAUCCCUCACCUGGCCAUGUCCACACUCAAUGGAGCACAUGUGACCCAGGGACACAACAUCAAGAAAGAGGAUGGUCUGAUGGCGGGUUGUCUGUCGGGUCGUGUGGGGGGGAUACCCAUGUCUCUGGGAGGUCACCCCCAAGCCCCGGCAGCUCAGGAGGCUGCAGGGCUACAGGCUGCAGCGUUGGAGCAGCUGAGGCAGAAGCUGGAGAGCGGGGAGCCGCCGGAGAAGAUGGGGAUGGCCGAGGAGCAACAGAGACUCAUGCAGCACGCGGUGCAGCAGAACCUCCUCGCCAUGGCAACACAGCUUCCCAUGAACAUCAAGAUCAACAACCGAGCUGAGCGGAUGAGAGAUGACAGACAAGAGACUCCAUUGAACCUGUCUACCAGCGGCAUUAGCAGCAUCAACAUGUCAAUAGAAAUAGAUGGAGUUGUCUACACAGGUGUUCUGUUUGCCAGGAAGCCCUCCCUCCCUACGAUGCUGGGCGGUCACCGGGUCCAGAACCAGAAUGACACCUUCUCUCAGGGAAAGACCAGUCCGGGGAUGAACUCCUCCUCCAUACAGAUCCAACCGUCCUGCUCCUCUUCCUCCUCCUCAUCCUCGGUCCACGGACAUGGAAACUCCUCCCCCUGAGCUGAGACCCACCCACAGCUCCACCCCCUAACCCCCCACCCCCAUCAUUCCCCAAAGACAACAAGCGGUCUGAGAUACCAGAAGAAAAUACUUCUAUUGUUUUUGAAGGUGGUUUUUCCUUUCCUCCUCCUCUUCCUCUUUCUCCUCCCUUUUCUCAAACUCCCUUAUUCAAGUUGAAAGAAUGAAAAUAAAACAUUUUAUUUACUGAGAAAAUACUUCUGUAGAAAAAUACAAUUCUCUCUCGCUCUAUUCUCUUUCCUUCCUCUGAACUCUGACCUCUGAACUCUGACCUCUGAAUGGUAUGUAGAGGACCUCUGAACCCUGUGUGUAUUCAGAUACAUUCUGCUGUCUUUGUCGUGUUUCCUGAGAACAGCUGCUCAGUUUGGAGUAGUGUAAACAUAUAGGUAAAGAUAUACGUGGUGACACAUCAUUAGACACAAGGAACUGUGGGACAAAAACACUGAGAGACUGAGACAUGUCUGUCUGUCUGUCUGUCUGUCUGUCUGUCUGUCUGUCUGUCUGUCUGUCUGUCUGUCUGUCUGUCUGUCUGUCUGUCUGUCUGUCUGUCUGUCUGCAGCUCCUCCAACAGAAGAGAGGAUUCUUGACCUCAUACCCAAAGAGAGAAAUGCUUGUUAACCUGUAGCAGGGUUGGGGGUCAAUUCCAUUUUAAAAUCGUCAAUUCAGAAAAUAAACCAAAAUUCUAAUUCCACAUGUUCCUAAUUGAAAAGCAUUAAAGAGAAUUAGCAUUCAGUGUACUUCCUGAGUUUGCUGGAAUAGAAAUGGAAUUGACCCCAACCCUGAUCUGUAGUAUGGCUUGUUUGAAGCCUCUGCUAGGCAUGGGAGGCCAUUUCACUGUCACUGAAAAUCUUUAGUUUUCUUCUUGUUUUUGAUCACAAACCAGAGAAGAUUGCUACUUUAAGCUAAUAACCAAAGAAAAACAAGAUUAACCAAUGAAAAGAAAGUAAAGAAUAAAAACUAUAACAUACACAGACAGCACAGAUACAAUAGUGGAACCAAAUGACCAAACUAAGGACAUACUGUAUAUCACAAGCACAUCCUGACAAAGCACAUCUCACAGAAUCAGGGAAACGUAAUUCCUUCUUUCUUUCUUUUAUCAUGUUAUCUAUCUAUCUAUCUAUCUAUCUAUCUAUCUAUCUAUCUAUCUAUCUAUCUAUCUAUCUAUCUAUCUAUCUAUCUAUCUAUCUAUUAUCUAUCUAUUGAAGCUGGUUCCGCUCUGAUCAAUCGAUGCCGCUCGCUAUAUCAACACAUUGUUUAAUGCUGUGGGACAAUAGCUAGAGCGUCAAGACAUGCCUUCGUCAGUAAAGAGGUAAAACCAAAUAGCCUAGUAACCUAGAGCGUUCGACACUGUCGGUCCUGGUCAGAGCCUCUUAACGAACCCUUCUCACGGAAGAGAGAUUGCACGAUGACUCUGAUUAAAUAUGAUGUUGCGACACAUUCGACAUUGAUUUAAGCUCACACAUAGUAUGAAUAAUUUAUUACCAGCAACGUUUUCUGGUGAAGGCGUUAUCUUUGCAAUCAGACGGAAACAUACCUGCUGGACUAUCCCCUGGUGGGUGGUUCUAGUUAAAUAGAGUCCUGGGAUCCCAAUCUGUAGACCAGUUCAACAUAUUACUCAGCACAAGGAGAUAUGUGGGUUAAACACAUAAUGUAGAACAGCAGAACGAGGCUAUAGGUGUUGGAGCACUGAUCUAAUCAUCAAUCACACAGUGGCUUUAUCUAGUGAUCUAGCACCCCGUCUUUCUUUUGAAGUGCACUUGUGUCUGACAUUGGAGAGUUUCUCCAUACUCACUAUUUCACUUUCUUUGUCCCUCUCUCUCUCUCUCUCCCUCUCUUUGUCCCUCCCUCCCUCUCUCUCUCCCUCCCUCUCUCUCCCUCCCUCUCUUUGUCCCUCCCUCCCCCUCUCUCUCUCUCUUUGUCCCUCUCUCUCACUCUCUCUCUUUCUCACUCCCUCUCUUUGUCCCUCCCUCCCUCUCUAUCUCUCUCUCUCCCUCUUUGUCCCUCUCUCCCUCUCUCUCUCUCCUUCUUUCUCCCUCCCUCCCUCACUCUCUCUUUCUCACUCCCUCUCUUUGUCCCUCCCUCCCUCCAUCUCUCUCUCC
Molecule: messenger RNA, 4603 nt
Organism: Oncorhynchus keta (chum salmon)
Lineage: Eukaryota; Metazoa; Chordata; Actinopteri; Salmoniformes; Salmonidae
Product: AT-rich interactive domain-containing protein 3A-like
Exons: 9
Coding region: 585-2486 (633 amino acids)
Biological process (GO): regulation of transcription by RNA polymerase II
Cellular component (GO): nucleus
Molecular function (GO): DNA binding
Source: RefSeq, a predicted model, not a curated record